Colletotrichum tamarilloi is the source of this 756-nucleotide messenger RNA. RefSeq lists its product as uncharacterized. The record is from RefSeq and is a predicted model, not a curated record. The transcript is spliced from 2 exons. Lineage: Eukaryota; Fungi; Ascomycota; Sordariomycetes; Glomerellales; Glomerellaceae. Bases 1 to 756 code for a protein of 251 amino acids.
AUGUCCAGCAAACCCGUCAUCGUACUCACCCCGGGAGCAUGGCACUCGCCAGAGCACUUCCGAGACCUCCGCGACGAGCUACACACAAGAGGCUGGGAGACCCGCGGCGUGAGACAUCACUCCGUCGGCUCUGAGCCGCCAAACAAGGGCUUAUACGACGACGCGGCCGCCACCGCUGCCGUGCUGCAAGAGCUCGCCGAACAAGGUCGGCAGAUCGUCCUGGUCGCUCAUUCAUACGGCGGUCUCGCGGCGGCCGAAGGCGCAAAAGGGUUUGGGAUCAAACAGAGAGCCGCGGAGGGCAAGCCUGGCGGCGUAAUUACACUUAUGUACCUCGCUGCGUUCGUGGGGCAGAAAGGGCAGAGCAUCUUGAGCAUGACGGGCAAUGUGUAUCCCCCGUGGACGAGAGUAGAGGACGGCCGGAUCCAUAUCGUGACCGCCGACGACCCCCUCUACGGAGACGUUCCUGCAGAGGCAAGGGAAAAGGCAAAGAGCUUGUUGAAGCAUCAUACGACCAUCUCGUUCGAGGAGACAAUAACGUACGAGCCCUGGCAUGACAUUACCUGUAUGUACGUCGGCUGCGAGGACGACCAGGCGAUUCCGUACUUUGCGCAGGAGCAGAUGCAGCAGCUCCUGGGACCCGAGGCAACCAAGUUGAAGUUGAAGUCUUCGCACUCGCCGUUCCUUUCUGUUCUGUCCGAGACGGCUGAUGCUGUUGAGCUUGCUGCGAAGAAGGGGUUGGAGGCUUUAUCGGCUUAG